CGGGGGGAGAAUGGCAGUUGCGGCGCUGCUUCCCCGGAGCCGCCGUCGAGCCGGAGCUGCGGAGGAGGAGGAGUUCGGGGAAGCUGCGGUGGGGACACUCGCCCUCCGCUACCCGCGCCCCAGCCGACAGGAGCCGUGGCGGGGCUGAAGGGGCCUCCUUCGCCUUUCCUCCGGCUUCUCCCUCCGCGGCGGGGACAUGGGCCUGCUCGCCCGCCGCCAGGCGCCUCUGCAGCUCUGAGGAGUUAAAGGACAUCCAUGAUAUAGUCUUCUAUAAACUGAACUUUUUCAAGAAUUCUCUGAGGGAGCCAUGUUGGAUUUUGUUACAUCAUGACUUAAUCUGAAUGCAAGAACAAGAAAUAAGUUUUACUUCUAAAUAUAAUGAAGGGCUGUGUAUAACCACUGGCCCUGACUAAAUUCUGAUGAGUAUUUUAGACAUGAGUUUACAUCGGCAAAUGGGUUCAGAUCGUGAUCUUCAGUCUUCUGCCUCAUCUGUGAGCUUGCCUUCAGUCAAAAAGGCACCGAAAAAAAGAAGAAUUUCAAUAGGCUCUCUGUUUCGGAGGAAAAAGGAUACUAAACGUAAAUCAAGGGAGCUAAAUGGAGGGGUGGAUGGAAUUGCGAGUAUUGAAAGUAUACAUUCUGAAAUGUGUACUGAUAAGAACUCCAUUUUCUCUACAAAUACCUCUUCUGACAAUGGACUAACAUUGAUCAGCAAACAAAUUGGAGACUUUAUAGAGUGUCCUUUGUGCCUUUUGCGGCAUUCUAAAGACAGAUUUCCUGAUAUAAUGACCUGUCAUCACAGAUCUUGUGUGGAUUGCUUACGACAGUACCUAAGGAUAGAAAUCUCUGAAAGUAGAGUGAAUAUUAGUUGCCCAGAGUGUACUGAACGGUUCAAUCCCCAUGACAUUCGUUUGAUACUAAGUGAUGAUGUCCUAAUGGAAAAAUAUGAAGAGUUUAUGCUUAGACGGUGGCUUGUUGCAGAUCCUGACUGUAGGUGGUGUCCAGCUCCUGAUUGUGGAUAUGCUGUGAUAGCAUUUGGAUGUGCCAGCUGUCCAAAAUUAACUUGUGGGCGAGAAGGCUGUGGAACAGAGUUCUGCUACCACUGUAAGCAGAUUUGGCAUCCAAACCAGACCUGUGAUGCUGCUCGGCAGGAGAGAGCCCAGAGUUUACGUCUAAGGACUAUCCGUGCUUCAUCCAUUAGCUAUAGUCAAGAGUCUGGAGCAGCAGCUGAUGAUAUAAAGCCAUGUCCACGAUGUGCUGCUUAUAUAAUAAAGAUGAAUGAUGGGAGCUGUAAUCACAUGACAUGUGCUGUCUGUGGUUGUGAGUUUUGUUGGUUGUGCAUGAAAGAAAUCUCUGAUUUACAUUAUCUAAGUCCAUCAGGUUGUACUUUUUGGGGAAAGAAACCCUGGAGCCGAAAGAAGAAGAUCUUAUGGCAGCUGGGAACCCUUGUUGGUGCCCCUGUAGGAAUUGCUUUAAUAGCUGGCAUUGCUAUUCCUGCAAUGAUUAUUGGCAUUCCUGUGUAUGUAGGCCGUAAGAUUCAUAAUCGAUAUGAAGGCAAGGAUGUUUCAAAGCAUAAGCGGAAUCUGGCAAUAGCAGGUGGUGUGACAUUGUCUGUAAUUGUGUCUCCAGUAGUAGCUGCAGUGACUGUAGGUAUUGGUGUUCCUAUAAUGUUAGCCUAUGUCUAUGGCGUAGUUCCGAUUUCACUCUGUCGAAGUGGAGGUUGUGGAGUCUCAGCAGGCAAUGGAAAAGGAGUCCGGAUUGAAUUUGAUGACGAAAAUGAUAUAAAUGUUGGUGGAACUAACACAGCUGUAGAUACAACAUCAGUAGCAGAAGCAAGACACAAUCCUAGCAUAGGAGAGGGAAGUGUUGGUGGUCUGACGGGCAGUUUGAGUGCAAGUGGAAGCCACAUGGAUCGAAUAGGAGCCAUUAGAGACAACCUGAGUGAAACGGCAAGCACCAUGGCUCUGGCUGGAGCUAGUAUAACGGGGAGUCUGUCAGGAAGUGCCAUGGUAAACUGCUUUAACAGGUUGGAAGUACAAGCAGAUGUACAGAAAGAACGGUACAGUCUAAGUGGAGAAUCUGGUACAGUCAGCUUGGGAACAGUUAGUGAUAAUGCCAGCACCAAAGCAAUGGCAGGAUCCAUUCUGAAUUCCUACAUCCCAAUGGACAAAGAGGGCAACAGCCUGGAAGUGCAAGUAGACAUUGAGUCGAAGCCAUCCAAGUUGAGACACCACAGCGGCAGCAGCAGUGUGGAUGAUGGCAGCACUCCCCGAAGCCAUCCUGGCACUUCGUCUUGCAGCUUGCCAGAAGGUAAAUCCAGUACAGCCAAAUGGUCCAAAGAAGCUGCCGCAGGAAAGAAAUCCAAGAGCAGCAAGUUGAGGAAAAAGGGGAACAUGAAGAUCAAUGAGACCAGAGAGGACAUGGAUGCACAGUUGUUAGAACAACAAAGCACGAACUCGAGCGAAUUUGAGGCUCCAUCCCUCAGUGACAGUAUGCCAUCUGUAGCAGAUUCCCACUCUAGUCAUUUUUCUGAAUUCAGCUGUUCUGACCUUGAAAGCAUGAAAACAUCUUGUAGUCAUGGGUCCAGUGAUUAUCACGCCCGCUUCGCUACUGUCAGCAUUCUUCCUGAGGUAGAAAAUGACCGUCUGGAAAACUCCCCCUAUCAGUGUAGCAUUUCUCUGCUCACCAAAACUGCUUCAUGUUCAGAAGUUCCACAGCAGAAUCCUAUCACUGAAGAACACGGUAACAGUGGAAUAAAACCUAAUGCUGAUCUAUAUUUUGGUGAUUCACUAAAAGAAACAAACAACAACCACUCACAUAAGACAAUGGAAUUAAAAGUUGCAAUUCAGACUGAAAUUUAGGCCUAUAAAUGCUGCAAAAUCAUUACCACUGAACAACCUUGUUUGGAGCUGGUUAAAUGUAUGUGACUACUUUUUCACAUUACCAGCAAAAGCCAGGUUUCAUCAAAAUGCAGAUACCUUUUCUGUGUUCAGCAAACCAUUGUGUUUCAUGUGGAUCUUAAUCACCAAACUAUGAAAUGAAGGCUUUAAAGUGCAUUAUUAGGAAAAUAGUACAUCUUAAGAGUAAAGCAUGUUUUGUGUGCUCACAAAACAUUCUUGAUACUAUAGCUGUGUAUUUAGAUAGAAAUGUGGCUUAAUUUAUAAUAAGUACAAAAUACUAAUGCAGCUCUACAGCAUUCUUACAAAGAAAACUUGAGGCUUUGAGAUAAGUGGUUAGUGACAUUUUAUUGAAACCACUAAGGGAUGUUAUUCAAAAUAACCAGGCAGGUUACUCAAUAUGUGAUACUCUCUGCAACAUUUCUAUUCAUAACUGGGCUUAAAUUUCAUUUUCUUCAUAUGUAAUGAGAAUAUAUAAAGCUUGGCAGCCUAUUUGCAACCAUUUGGAUAUAUAAGAUACUUUGAGCAAGAUUGUGGCAGUUUUUGCACAACUUUGAAAUAGAAAUACCUGGUAAUAUAUAUGUGUGUGUAUAUA
Dipodomys ordii (Ord's kangaroo rat) is the source of this 3489-nucleotide messenger RNA. It is a transcript of the gene Rnf19a, whose product is annotated as ring finger protein 19A, RBR E3 ubiquitin protein ligase. The record is from RefSeq and is a predicted model, not a curated record. Gene Ontology annotation, molecular function: ubiquitin protein ligase activity; zinc ion binding; ubiquitin conjugating enzyme binding. Bases 420 to 2858 code for a protein of 812 amino acids. The transcript has 10 exons. NCBI's taxonomy places the organism in Eukaryota, Metazoa, Chordata, Mammalia, Rodentia, Heteromyidae. Gene Ontology annotation, biological process: positive regulation of proteasomal ubiquitin-dependent protein catabolic process; protein polyubiquitination; ubiquitin-dependent protein catabolic process. Gene Ontology annotation, cellular component: cytoplasm; ubiquitin ligase complex.